Molecule: messenger RNA, 1686 nt
Organism: Akanthomyces muscarius
Lineage: Eukaryota; Fungi; Ascomycota; Sordariomycetes; Hypocreales; Cordycipitaceae
Exons: 2
Coding region: 1-1686 (561 amino acids)
Molecular function (GO): oxidoreductase activity; copper ion binding
Source: RefSeq, a predicted model, not a curated record
AUGAAAUCGUCACUAUUCUUCGUUGGCGGGCUAGCUACCCUUGCUCAUUGUAGCGAUCUGCAACCGCGGGUAGCAUGUGCUGGCAACACAGCCGCGACACGAUCCAAGUGGUGUGACCUCAGCAUCGACACCAAUUACUAUGAUGUAGUCCCCACUACCGGCAUCACCAGGGAAUACUAUUUCAACGUCGAGGAGCUGCAGGCGGCUCCGGAUGGCUACUUGCGCACAGUGUACGCUGUUAACGGCCUCGUUCCGGGCCCAACCAUUGUGGCCGACUGGGGGGACGUUGUCGUCGUCCAUGUCAACAACAGUCUCGCUACGGCUCAAAAUGGUACGUCGAUUCAUUUCCAUGGCAUACGCCAGAACUAUACCAAUCAAAUGGACGGCGUGACCUCUAUUACGCAAUGCCCAAUCGCUGUUGGCGAUGUCAUGACUUAUGUGUGGAGGGCCACCCAGUACGGUUCUUCAUGGUACCACUCACAUAUUGGACUACAAGCCUGGGAGGGAGUCGCUGGUGCAAUUCUCAUCAACGGGCCAGCAACAGCAAACUAUGACGUGGAUAAAGGUACCAUAAUGCUGUCUGACUGGAGUCAUCGGACUGCUGAUGAGCUAUAUACCGUGGCACUUACGACUGGGCCGCCCGAGUUGGACACGGGCCUCAUCAAUGGCACAAAUGUGUGGAACAAUACUGGGACCAUCGUUGGGCACAGAUUCAACACAUCUUUUACAUCAGGCCAAUCAUACAGAUUGAGGCUAAUCAACGGAGCUAUCGAUACACAAUUCAAAUUCUCGAUCGACAACCACACCAUGAAGGUUAUUGCUGCCGACCUUGUACCUAUCAAGCCAUACGAUACCACAGUGCUUGACAUCAGCAUGGGCCAGAGAUAUGACGUCGUCGUGAGCGCAGACCAAGCGUCAGUCGCAAAUAACUUCUGGAUGCGUGCCAUCCCACAAGUCGCCUGCUCCAACAACGCCAACACGGCCGAUAUCCGCGGCAUAGUAUACUACGGCAGCGAACCGGCUACCCCUACCACUACCGGCUACGACUAUAAAGACGCCUGCAUCGACGAGCCCGUCUCCAGUCUGGUGCCGUACCUGGCAGUCGAUGCCGGCGAGCAGCACUGGGCCGACCUCGAGCAGGUCGACAUUUUCAAUGCCUCCGGCGUCUUCCUCUGGACGCUCAACGGGACUUCGUUUAACUCCAGCUGGACCAACCCGACACUACUGCAGCUAUAUAACAGAAACACCAAUUAUACCUCAGACAGCCACGUCAUUCAGCUUGAUGAGGCGGACCAGUGGGCGUACCUCAUCAUUGAGAACCAAAACGCCGUGCCUCAUCCCAUUCACCUCCACGGCCACGACUUCUUCAUCCUCGGCCAGGGCAGCGGGGCUUACAACUCCAGUAAUCUUUUAAGCCUGAAGAACGCUGUUCGCCGUGAUGUUGCGAUGCUCUCCGGCUCGGGAUACCUGGUUCUGGCUUUCAAGACGGAUAAUCCCGGCGCGUGGCUAAUGCACUGCCAUAUUGGAUGGCAUACGAAUGCAGGCUUUGCUUUACAAUUUUUAGAACAACCCGAGGUGGCGCAAAAGUUGAUCAACUAUGAGCUUCUGAAUAGCACCUGCGCUGCAUGGUCAUCAUACACGACCAAGUUGGCGAUCGAGCAGCCCACUUAUGAUGAUGGCGUCUGA